Penicillium angulare is the source of this 3927-nucleotide messenger RNA. Its product is annotated as putative ABC efflux transporter. Gene Ontology annotation, molecular function: ABC-type transporter activity; ATP hydrolysis activity; ATP binding. The record is from RefSeq and is a predicted model, not a curated record. The coding region runs from base 1 to 3927 and encodes 1308 amino acids. The transcript is spliced from 2 exons. NCBI's taxonomy places the organism in Eukaryota, Fungi, Ascomycota, Eurotiomycetes, Eurotiales, Aspergillaceae. Gene Ontology annotation, cellular component: membrane.
AUGGAGAAGGAAGAGAUCAUUGCCGAUAUCAACGCGCAAAAGGAGGGUGCCAACCUCCACGCGGCUCUUCAAGAUGCUGUUUACAAUCUGUCCCUGCGAGCUGUCAACCCGGUAGACGUCAAGGUCAGCAAUAUUACUCUUGAUCUCAACACAGCGCCGCCACUAUGGGAGUCUUCGCCUUCACAAAUAUGGCAGCGCAUUCGGGGCCAGAAACCUGAAGGCACCUCCAAACGAAUUCUGGAUGGAGUUAGCGCAGAGAUGUCAAGUGGAAGCUUGACAGCUAUUAUUGGAAGCAGUGGCUCAGGAAAGACCUCAUUACUCAAUUUAAUGGCUGGUCGGAUGUCCCUUUCCAAAGCCAAUGUGUCCGGAUCAACAACUUUUAAUGGACACACCAACAUUGACAGCGUCCGCAGCGCCUAUGUCGUGCAGGAGGAUGUACUUAUCCCAACUUUGACUGUCCGAGAGACUCUGCGAUAUUCAGCUGAUCUUAGGUUACCACCACCGACAACCCAAGAAGAGCGACAUGCUAUCGUGGAGCAGGUUAUUCUUGAGCUGGGACUCAAGGAAUGCGCUGAUACAAGAAUCGGAACCACCGCACACAAGGGGUGCAGUGGUGGAGAAAAGAGACGAACUAGCAUUGGUGUGCAGUUGUUGGCCAAUCCAUCGAUGCUAUUUUGUGACGAACCUACUACGGGCUUGGAUGCGACCAGCGCAUUCCAGAUCAUUCGCACAUUGAAGCGACUUGCACAGGAUGGUCGAACGGUGGUUGUCUCCAUUCACGCUCCUCGUUCUGAGAUCUGGAGUCUGUUUGACAACGUGAUACUUCUUGCCAGAGGAUCUGCUUUAUACAACGGACCUGUAAGCGAGUGUUUGGCUCAUUUCGAAGAAUGUGGUCACCGCAUCCCGCCAUUUGUCAAUCCUGCUGAAUUCUUAAUUGAUUUAGCUGCGAUAGACAAUCGGACGGAAGCUUUAGAGGCUGCAUCUCAAGUUCGCGUUGAUAAUCUCCGUGAAAGCUGGCGCCCCCGACCAACAGAACACCCACCGGAUGAGAAAGAAAAGGACAGACAGACACCUUUGUUGCCCGUGCUAGAUGGUGUCGACACAGGAGCUAUGAAGAAAAUAUCAUUUCAACGGCAACUGAGUGUCCUGACAUCUCGCACCUUUGUAACAACUAUUCGCGAUCCAAUGGGGGUCGCUGGUUGCUUGCUUGAAGCCAUCGGUAUGGCCGUCAUCAAUGGUUGGAUCUUCUGGCAACUUGAUGAAAGCCAGGCUGGAAUUCGUUCGCGAGAAGGUAGUCUGUACACGGCGAGUAGUCUGAACGGUUACCUCAUCUUGCUCUAUGAGACAUAUCGCUUGACUAUUGAUAUUCAGCUUUUUGAUCGUGAGCGCAAAGAAGGAGUAGUCAGUGUUCCGGCAUUCUUGGUUAGUCGACGGAUUGCCCGAUUUCCGUUGGAGGAUUUGCCAGUUCCACUAUUGUUCUCCGUCAUCUUUUACUUUAUGGUCGGCUACCGUCUUGAUGCUGCGCAAUUCUUUAUUUUCUUUGCCCUCACCUUUUUAACGCAUUACAUUGCCGUGACUUUUGCUGCAGUUGCAAUUGGAGUGUCGAGGAAUUUCCCGGGUGCCAGUCUCGUCGGCAACUUGUCUUUCACUAUCCAGUCGUUUGCUUGUGGAUAUUUUGUUCAGGGGAAUCAGAUACCCGUGUAUGUGAGGUGGUUGAAAUGGUGUGCAUACACUUUUUACACCUUCGGGGCAUUGUGUGCAAACGAGUUCAUUGGUCUGAAUGGUUCUGAGAUGGGUCAAUUCUAUGAUUGUCCUUAUUCCGACGAUCCACAAGACCCAGCCUGCAAAGAGUAUACAGGGAGAUACAUAAUGAACAGUCUUGGUAUGCCUUCUAAUUGGAUCUGGAGACCAAUAGUGGUACUUAUCGCAUAUGCCGUUGGUCACUUUUUGAUCGCGGGCUUGUUGUUGCAAUACAACCGAUACGCUAUUGAUAUUGCUCAAUCUCGCAAGACAGACACUGAUUAUUCAGCUGGCAAGGCUAAAUUAGCGAUUCGUCCUUCGGAUGAAGUUCGAAAAUUAGCAAUUUCUCUGGAUCAAUAUUCAUUGAAAAUUCGGAAGCGUCGACGGCCUGGCCACAAAGCUCUUAAUUUGCAAAUCCUGCAACCUAUCACAGCCGAGUUCCUUCCUGGCGAAUUGAAUAUUAUCAUGGGACCCUCUGGAAGUGGCAAAACAUCUCUACUUAACUCGUUUGCUCGAAGGCUGCAAGGAUCCAUGGGCACCCAGUACCGGGUUGAAGGGCAAAUGCUAUACAACGGAGCCGUGCCAUCGGAAACUGUGAUUCGCUCAGUGACAUCGUUUGUUACUCAGGAUGACGAUGCAUUAAUGCCAUCACUUACAGUUCGCGAGAGUUUAAGAUUUGCUGCAGGACUUCGAUUACCAACCUGGAUGUCACGAGAAGAAAAGAACCAACGGGCAGAAGAGAUUCUGUUUAAAAUGGGAUUAAAAGAAUGCGCCGAUAACCUGAUCGGUAGUGAGCUAACAAAGGGUAUCAGCGGGGGCGAGAAACGACGAGUGACAAUUGCCAUACAGAUCCUAACCGAUCCCAAAGUACUGCUUCUAGAUGAACCGACUUCGGGACUGGACGCAUUCACAGCCAUGUCCAUCAUCGAGGUUCUACAAGGCCUCGCGGCCGAAGGUAGAACACUGAUCAUGACCAUCCACCAGUCUCGCUCUGAUCUAUUUCAACAUUUCCCCCAGGUCCUACUCCUAGCUCGAGGUGGAUAUCCGGUCUAUGCUGGGCCAGGACAACAUAUGCUUCCACACUUUGCAGGACUAGGUCAUGACUGUCCACAGACUACCAAUCCCGCAGACUUCGUUCUGGAUCUGAUCACCGUUGAUCUUCAGCAAGAAGACCGAGAGGUUGUUACCCGUGAGCGUGUUCAAAAUCUAAUAUCUCGCUGGACCGAGACAACUCCGACUUUAGGUCGUACCGCAUCACAAAUCGCAACACCAGCUGAGCUUGGUAGCUUACGGCGGCGAAUGCUUCCAUUCCGCGUAACUUUUCCAUUGGUACUGCAUCGUUCGUUUAUAAACUUCUGGCGUCAGCCGCCAUUAGUUAUGGCCCGAUCGGCGCAGGUGCUCGGGAUUGCCAUCAUUAUGGCACUCUUCUUUGCACCUCUCAAGGACGACUACGCAGCCGUCCAGUCGCGAAUGGGAUUUAUCCAAGAAUUUGCAGCACUUUACUUCGUGGGUAUGCUACAAAACAUUGCCAUCUACCCAGGCGAGCGCGAUGUAUUCUACAAAGAAGAAGCAGAUAACUGCUAUUCCGCAGAGACCUUCAUUCUGUCAUAUACAACCAUCGAAGUACCCUUUGAGAUCAUUUCGGCGCUUAUCUUCGGUGCCCUAGCCGCAUUCGCAGAUAACAUGAAGCGUACCGCUCAAAUGUUCCUCAUCAGCGCCUUCAACUGUUUCUGCAUAAUAAGCUGUGGCGAGUCUGUAGGCAUAAUGUUCUGCACGCUCUUCUCACACGUCGGCUUCGCCGUCAACGUGAUAUCCAUCCUAUUAUCCAUCUCUAGCAUCCUCGGCGGCGUCAUGAGUCUAAACGUCAAUGAUGUUCUACAAGGCCUCAACCAUCUCUCACCGAUCAAGUACUCCAUUGCCAACUUGGCUCCUUAUUCUAUGCAUGGACAGGUAUUUCACUGCUCUGAUGCUGAGAGACUUGUUAGCGGCAGUUGUCCGAUUAGUAAUGGCGAGCAGGUCCUUCAGCUCUACAAUCUUGAUAAAGAUGGGCCUAUGAAUAUCAUGGCUUUGGGCGUGUGCACAAUCAUCUAUCGACUUGCUGCAUAUGCGCUCUUGAAAGCUAUGCGAUCCCAGCGAAUGUUAGAGCGAUGGCGUGAAUGGCGCCGUUCUCGACAAAAUCCCCGAUAA